This is a messenger RNA of Erythranthe guttata (spotted monkey flower), 2443 nucleotides long. Its product is annotated as subtilisin-like protease. The record is from RefSeq and is a predicted model, not a curated record. Gene Ontology annotation, biological process: proteolysis. NCBI's taxonomy places the organism in Eukaryota, Viridiplantae, Streptophyta, Magnoliopsida, Lamiales, Phrymaceae. Gene Ontology annotation, molecular function: serine-type endopeptidase activity.
UACAAAACAUUGGUGUUUGUCUCAAAAAUGGGGUUGAAGCCCUUCCUCACCCUUAUUUGCAUACUCAAUCUCCAUUUCUUCUUACACACAUUUGCAGAUGAUACAACUAAUUCAAGCUCCUUGGAGACAUACAUAGUCCAUGUCGAUGUAAACCUCGGGUUUUUCGCUCGAUUCAAAGAUUUGGAGAGCUGGUACACCUCAUUCUUGCCAACCUCAAACGGUCGAGGAAGACUCGUCUACUCUUACCGCAAGGUGUUCAAAGGCUUUGCAGCAAGAUUAUCGGCCGAUGAAGUGAAAGCCAUGGAGAACAACCCGGGGUUCGUAUCGGCCAGGCCCGAAAGAAAAUUGGAGAAGCACACAACACAUUCCCCAAACUUCUUGGGCUUGAACCAAAACAUGGGCUUUUGGGAAGGCUCAAACUAUGGUAAAGGUGUGAUCAUAGGUGUCUUGGACUCGGGGGUUUUCCCGAGCCACCCCUCGUUCAGCGACGAAGGGAUGCCGCCCCCUCCCGCCAAGUGGAAGGGAAAGUGCGAGUUCAAUCCAACAACGUGCAAUAACAAGAUCAUCGGAGCUAGAUACUUCAGCGUCUUCGAUGAUAGCCCGUUGGACGAUGACGGCCACGGGACCCACACGGCGAGCACCGCCGCCGGAAGCUUUGUGGCAGGCGCCAACGUGUUUGGCAAUGCCAACGGCACUGCCGCCGGCAUCGCCCCUAUGGCCCACCUAGCCAUAUACAAAGUGUGCUCCUUAUUUUGUUUCGAAAGCGACAUAAUCGCCGCGAUGGAUACUGCUAUCGAGGAUGGAGUGGAUAUACUUUCUCUUUCCCUCGGAGGAUUUUCUUUUAGUUUUCACGACGACAGCAUCGCGUUAGGUGCAUUUAGCGCCAUGGAGAAUGGCAUAUUGGUCAGUUGCUCGGCGGGGAACAGUGGUCCGUUCAACCUAUCAUUGGAGAACGAAGCCCCGUGGAUCCUAACGGUCGGUGCUAGUACUAUCGACAGAAAGAUAAGGGCGACGGCCUUGCUUGGAAACAACGAAACUUUCGAUGGUGAAUCAGCUUUUCAGCCGUUGGAUUUUCCAUCGACGUUGUUGCCUCUCGUCUACGCCGGAUCGCUCAAUACGAGCGAUCCAUAUAUACGAUUUUGUACUGCAGAAUCGUUGAACAAAACCAAUCUCCAAGGAAUGAUAGUUGUGUGCGACGCCGGCGUGGUGGCAAGACUUUCGAAAGGAAUAGCAGUGAAAAAUGCCGGUGGAGCCGCCAUGAUUUUGGUGAAUCAUCAGUAUUCGGCAAAUACGACCGCGGCGCAAGCCCACGUUCUUCCAGCAACACACGUCGGCUACGCCGACGGGUUGAAGAUUAAGACUUACAUAAACUCAACCAUCACACCAAUGGCAACAAUACUAUUCAAAGGCACUAUAAUCGGCGACGACCGGGCCCCGGUGGUCGCUGCCUUUUCGUCCCGAGGGCCCAAUUACAUUAGCCCGGGGAUCCUAAAACCUGACAUUUUAGGGCCCGGAGUAAACAUUCUUGCGGCAUGGCCGUUCUCGAUCGAGAACAACACCAACACGAAUUCCACAUUCAACAUUAUUUCCGGCACAUCCAUGUCGUGCCCUCACCUGAGCGGCGUGGCAGCGCUGAUCAAGAGUGUGCACCCCGAUUGGUCGCCAGCGUCCAUAAAGUCUGCCAUCAUGACCACCGCCGAUGUUGUGAAUCUAGCCCUAAAUCCAAUCGAGGACGAACGGUUCGUUCCAGCAAACAUAUUCGCCACCGGCUCGGGCCAUGUGAACCCGUCUCGAGCCAGUGAUCCGGGCCUUGUGUACGAUAUCCAUCCGGAAGAUUACUUGCCUUACCUGUGCGGCUUGAACUACACGAACCGACAGGUCGGCACUAUUCUGCAACGGAGAGUGAAUUGCUCGGUGGAAGCCAGAAUACCAGAUGCACAGCUCAACUACCCGUCGUUUGCCAUCACUUUCGGCCGCUCGCAGCCGAUUACUCAGACGUACACAAGGACCGUCACGAAUGUCGGCGAGCCUGUUUCGUCGUACGUUGUCGAGAUUGUCCCGCCACCAGGGAUUGGUGUUGUCGUCGAGCCCACUACCCUCGACUUCACCGAGGUGAACCCGAUACUGCAGUAUCAAGUGACGUUCACCAGACUGGACUCGACCACCAACAAUGCAGGUUACAUUCAAGGUUACCUGAAAUGGAAUUCCGGCGUCAAGUACUCCGUUAGGACUCCGAUUGCCGUUAUAUUGCGAUGAUCAUCGGAGCCUGCCGGAGGAAUCUUUACUACAUAAUAUGCCAUCUAAUUAAUUAUAAAAUAAAUUGCCAUCUGUGUGUUAUAUUGCGGGAAAAAACGAAGACUGUAAAAGUAAAGCAUCUCUUGAAUCAAACAUUUGGAAUUGGUUAUGUGUUGUCAUGAAGCAAUAUAUAUUAAUGAUUUUUUAU